Molecule: messenger RNA, 1005 nt
Organism: Plodia interpunctella (Indianmeal moth)
Lineage: Eukaryota; Metazoa; Arthropoda; Insecta; Lepidoptera; Pyralidae
Exons: 3
Coding region: 5-730 (241 amino acids)
Biological process (GO): response to heat; protein refolding
Cellular component (GO): nucleus; cytoplasm
Source: RefSeq, a predicted model, not a curated record
CUCUAUGAAUAAACAAAAUGUUCUGACAAUUUGUCACUUUAUAGUGUCUAGAAAAAAUCUUAAAAAAUAUCUAAAUUUAGGACACCAAUUUCGCAAAAUUCCCGUGCGCAAACAAACAGGCAAUACAAUUAUUUUUCUGCCUGAAUCCUUCUGCAAGAUGUCAGGACAGGGGCAGUCAGACCUGAACAUCCUUCAGAAGAACUUCGUCGUGCCAGUGCAGACGACUGACUUGACGUUGUUUGACGAUGCCUUCCUCAACAUGAAGGAACGCUUCGCGGCUGAAAUGAAGAGGAUGGAACAGGAAACAACUAGGUUUUCGAACAACCUCAUGUGCCUCUACGGGCACACUACCAGCGCUACCUCAGCGUUAUCAUCAGCUCAACGGGAACGCACCUCGGCCCCAACCAUGCUGGAGAGCAUCACCAACUCCCCCCUUAUCGAGGGAGAGGGGGAGGUCAAGACGCUCAAGCUCCAGUUCGAUGUCAGCUCGUUUGACCCCUCAGAGGUUAAAGUGAAGAUCGUUGAAGACUUCUUAAUAGUAUCGGCGACGCAUCAAGAGAAAUCCGACAAUUCCACGGUGUUCAGGGAAUACCAUAAGGAGAUCCUGAUGCCCAAGGGAGUAAACCCUCAAGAUGUCAUCUCGUCUCUGUCCAAGGAUGGAGUGCUUACUGUCCAGACGCCAUUGCCGAAAGAAGCUCUAAGGAUGGUGAGCAAUCCGUCAGUAAAGUAGGAAAAAAACAUUCGACUAUAUAGAACGUUUCUGAGCAACACGGAAUUGCGAGAACAAUAAUUUUUAUUUUCUCUAUCACUCGUACUAAAUUUGUAUCACAAUCGCGAACGAAAUAUCCUUGUUAGAGCGAGAUGGCGAAAAGAACAUAAACUAUAGAAAUAAAUUAAAAACCUAUAUUAUCCUCCUGUUUCAACUUGUUCAGAAACUGCGUAAAUGUAAUAAUAAAUAUACAAGAAUUUUACUGUAAUACGAUUUGAGAAAUAGAUAAAUAAAUU